AUGUCUCUUGAGGUCAGGCACCCUGCCCGCCCGGGGUGCAUGCUGACGCUUCACGGCGACGCCGACGCGAUGGCCUUCCAGUGCACCGGCUGCAUGGAAACCGGCAAAGGCCCAAGGUACACCUCCGGCGACCACGUCCUCCACACGUACUGCGCCCUCGCGACACCCACGCUGCAGCACCCGCUGGUGGAGGGUAUCAUGGAGCUCCGGCUCGUCGCCCCCACCGGCGGCGACGCCGUCCGCUGCGACGCCUGCUACGACGCGGUGCGAGGGUUCCACUACCACAGCUCCACGAGUGGCGUGGACCUGCACCCAGGUUGCGCCAAGAUGCCGAGGUCCAUCACGCUGCGGGGGGGCACCAUCUUCGAUCUCCGGACGGAGGUGUCUCACCGGUGCACCAGCUGCAAGGCGAUGGAGGGGUUCUACCGCCCAUGGUUCUACCGCUCCGAAAACAACCCUGACCAACGCAUGUACCUGCACGUCAAGUGCAUCAAGGAGAUCCAGGACGCCGGCGACGACGACGAGGUGAGGAUGAUGGUCCGCCUACAAGAGCGUGCUGGCCGGAACGUUAGGCUAGAGAGGCGCGUAUGCAAAACGCUUGUGAUCAUGGUGCGCAUCGUCUUCAGGCUGCUCAUCGGGGACCCGACACCGAUACUCACAGAAGGAGUGAACGCCAUCGUCUCCAUGGCGAUGCAGUAG
Oryza sativa Japonica Group (Japanese rice) is the source of this 699-nucleotide messenger RNA. RefSeq lists its product as uncharacterized. The record is from RefSeq and is a predicted model, not a curated record. NCBI's taxonomy places the organism in Eukaryota, Viridiplantae, Streptophyta, Magnoliopsida, Poales, Poaceae.